AUGAGAUAUCAGCAGCUUUACUGGUCCCAACCCAGGAAAUUCGGCCAGGGCUCCCACUUAUGCAGAGUCUGCGUGAACCGGAAAUAUGGCUGCCAGUGCUUCAGACAAUACGUUAAAGAUAUCGGCUUCAUCAAGCUGGACUAA
Molecule: messenger RNA, 144 nt
Organism: Carcharodon carcharias (great white shark)
Lineage: Eukaryota; Metazoa; Chordata; Chondrichthyes; Lamniformes; Lamnidae
Product: 40S ribosomal protein S29-like
Exons: 1
Coding region: 1-144 (47 amino acids)
Cellular component (GO): cytosolic small ribosomal subunit
Molecular function (GO): zinc ion binding; structural constituent of ribosome
Source: RefSeq, a predicted model, not a curated record